AGACAAGAUAAAUAUUAUAAAUAUUUUAACAUAUCCAAAAUGAUUGCUCCGUUAACCCCCUUUUCCAAGUGGGCAGUAAUUAGACUGUUAAUGGAAAAGAAGUGUACCUACUGUGCACAGCUAAUCACUGAGGGCAGUGCUGCAACAUACCACCCCUUUUACUGGCAUAUCCCCAAUAGCCUAGUGACCAAUCAGAGAUCGUACCAAAGAAGCCCUACCCCCAGAUUUAUAAACACAGGAAUUUGGAUUAUGACUCCAGACCCAGCAAGGGCUCCCCCCAUAGAUUGACAGGGAGUGUGUCACUGGCCUAGGAAGUCUGUUCAGAAGCUGCUGGGAAGGACAUGUGAGAGGAUCAACAAGCAGAUAUAAGGACUGCCCUUAUUCAAGCAAAUGAGAACUAUGCAUGUGAAACAAGUCCGUAAACAAUAAUCAAUUGUAAGACCUGACAAAGCAAACAAGGACAGUUACCAGAAAAACACAAAAAAGAAAAAAAAAGGCUGAAUUACAGAUUUCCUUCAACACCAACUAACCAGAUUGGUCAAUAAUCGAUUGGAAGUGACGUGGUAGAACUCACAAGCAUUAAAGAAAAAGUUGUCAUCGCACUCAUUGAGUUCACACCCCACUGGAUGUUGGUUUUCGAUUGACGAGAGACCCGUGGUUCAUUAGGUCUCUGACCAACUAUAAAAAUGGUGCUGCAGGUCAGCACAGAUCGUGAGGACGACACUCACAGCCGUUCCCCAAGAUGUACAUUGCUCAACUCUUGUUCUUAUCGACUGGUGAAUAAGGAUGGACAUAGCACUAUAAAAGCUGUUGGGAUCCAGGGGCAGGGCCUGUCUUACCUGCGUGAUAUAUGGGGAUUGUUGCUGGAUAUGCGCUGGCGUUGGAUGAUGUUGGCCUUUUCUGCUUCCUUCCUGGCCCAUUGGCUAUUGUUUGCAGUGUUUUGGUAUCUACUAGCGGAGAUGAAUGGGGAUCUGGCGCUAGACCAUGAUCAUCCACCAGAAAACCACACCAUCUGUGUCAAGUACAUCACCAGCUUCACUGCUGCUUUUUCAUUCUCUUUGGAGACACAGCUCACAAUCGGAUAUGGAACCAUGUUUCCAAGUGGGGACUGCCCAAGUGCUAUUGCUCUUCUUGCAGUCCAAAUGCUUCUGGGACUAAUGCUGGAGGCUUUUAUUACAGGUGUUUUUGUCGCCAAAAUAGCAAGACCAAAGAACCGCUCUCCUUCAAUCCUCUUUUCAAGACUAGCAGUUGUGGGCAGUCCUGAAGGAAAGCCAUGUUUAAUGUUCCAAGUUGCCAACACAAGACCUAGUCCCUUGACCAUGGUGAGAGUCAGUGGAAUUCUUUAUCAAGAGAGAGGCGAUGGACAAAUUCAACAAAUCAGUGUGGAUUUUUCACUGGACAAUCAAGCUUGCAACAUGGAGUGCCCUUUCUUCUCCUUCCCUCUUACUUACACCCACAGUCUAUCUCCUGGAAGCACUUUGGCAACCUUAUUGCAGCGCGAGACUUUAUCCCCUUCAGGUCAUUUGGAGCUUGUGGUCUGUUUAUCUGCUACUCAGGAAGGCUCAGGUGAAAUCUGCCAGAGCCGUACCUCAUAUCUACCAAGUGAAAUACUGCAAGGCCACCGCUUUGCACCAUGCCUUAUUCGCCGACCUGAAGGUGGAUACCAUAUCUGCAUGGAAACUUUUGGUCGUCCACUCCCUGAGUUACCACAAGCUACACACAGACAAUCCUACAAAACUGAGCUGGAAGUUUGUGCCAAUGGGCAGAGAGUUGACACCUUUCAAAUCUGCGAGACUGGACUGGGAGAGUAAAAUACUUAAACUCUGUUACUUUCCUUAGCCCUUUCAGCCAUCCUCAUUCCGAUAACAAUGCUGACACUUUUCUAAAGGAAAAUCCCACAGGAAGAGAGGGUGGUACUAUCGAGGCUCUAAAGACUGUUCUGUGAUACCUUACCGAAGUAUAUCAAGCACUAGAACCCCUUUGAUACUGCAGGGGUUUGUGGGACAUUGCCGGCAUAGCAAUGUACAACUACAAUAAUGAAUUGCUCAGGGGAGUGCAAGCACUCCAAAAAGACAGAAUAGGCUUAAGACAAUUAUGUGCAGACAGUGGACCAGCACAUUUAUAUAUGUACACCAAGCAAACAUUCACAGCCGUUAAAAUGCAGAUGAUACAAUGGAGACAUCUGGGAAGCCAAUUUUGAUUGAUUCACAUGAGAAGGGUCGUUUUAAGCUGUCCCUCAAAAUGUGGAGUGCACUGUAUUUAGCUAGACAAGAAAACUGAUACACUUACAAUGCUAACAUGAAAGAGAACAAAAUAGACGAAUGCAGGUACAUUUAUAUAGCAAAUAUACAUGCAUGCUUCCUUGACAUUCAUGUAAGCUUUAUAUAGACCUUUAUAUAUGAUAGAGACAGGAAUACAGCAAACACACAGAUGAGGAAUAUGCUAAACCACAUGCACACAAGCUUGACCUUUGCAAUGAAUCAUACUCUGCUCCUAGUGGAAUCGCUGUACUAACCCUUCACACCACCUCAAUGGCAGAGUACCAGGAGAAAGAACAGUUAGAAACAGGGAGAAAUGCUUGUGCCAGAGUAGAAGAAGCAAAGGGACUGCACAGAGGCUGGUCCUGCAAUUCCCACUCAAUAUAUUUGUGACAAUAAACCAGAAUAAACUGUGUGCUUCCAGCUAAUUCCCUGCUGCUGAUCAAUGUGUCUAUGCAGAUAGCUUCAUACAGAGUGAUGCCAAUGAGAGGGCAACAUGACAAGAAAUGUUUAUCUAUGACACAGCUAUUGUACUCAGCCAGUGAACACUUGCCUUGUGGUGUGUGUGAAGAAUAUAUAAUCCUUCAAGGCUGCAAAAAAAAGCAUCAGCAUUUAAUUGCUAUUUUUCCAGUCAGUUUAUGUCUCAAAAGGCAAGUGACCAAACACUGGCUAAGAAUACUGAACUUAAGGUAAUUUUAUGCUCCGUCAGGCAUACUACUUAGAUUUAAGCAAGCACCAAUGAACAUACCAAAAACAUAACUCUUACGGCAACACAUGAAUGUUACAAAAACACCAUCAGGGGUAUUUGGUUUUGUUUUUUUAUAUACAAGGGGUAUUAUACAGAUGUUUUUCAUAAUGCUCAACAGAUUUAGAAAAAACAAUCACACAUGCAGUCAUACAAACUAGGAAACAUCUAAUUUCAUGAAGCAGGCAAUACUGGAGUUUAUCUGUUUCAACUUUAUGUCCCCCUCCCAAUCUAUCGUGAUCUCCUUGUAUUAAAAAUUGAAGGAGAACUAUUAUUGCAAUAUUUUUUACUACAAUCUGUGCACACAGCAAUCCUCUUGACUUUUAGAGAAAAAGAGAGACUUAUUUUACAGUGUCUUGUGUUAAUGCAUUAUAUAUAUGAAAUUUAUUUUUUGCUUUUAAUCUGGCAACAUUACCUGCUCAGCAUUUCAGAGUGGGACAGGUUUGAAAUGAGAAAAGUUUAGCUACCAUGAUACAAUGGGAAGCUUCACUUUUUUUUAUCUUGAAUAACCAGGAAGUGCAAGGAAUUUGUAGGACAGUUUUUCAGAGUGUCGACUACAUAUUAAUUGCACUCCUACUGCAAGAAAACAUAACUCAAGCAGAGUAACCCUUUAAAAAUCAAACGAUUUAGCUCAGUAAGCACUCCAUGGACUGUGUAAUGUGCAUACAUCCAACCCCAAAAUGCUAGCACACAAAAAAAGGGGAGAAGAAAAUUACCUGCUUCUUUUCGUGUUGGUUUUUCAAAUCGCCGAUCUCCUCUGUUGGAGUAGAAAGAGAUACAUUUUAGACACAUGCCACAAAUUUUGACAAAUCUCCUGCUGCUGGUAUCAAAUGUAACUCUUAAGGCAUGUAAUGGCAAUUUUAAAGCUCAAGUUAAUCUUUAAAAAAAUAUAGAUAUUCUCUGUAGCUUUAGCAACUUGGCCUACCUGUAAUGUCGUCACAAAUUGAGCAGGCAGCUGGAUCCUGUAGUAAAAUGUCUGUGCAAGAAUGCCCAGUCUUCUUCCUGCCACUACAUUUUUGCUGCCAACAUUAACAGCAUCUUCUGUAAAUACAGGCUUGGCACUAUUAACCACUGCAAAGCCAGAAUUUCAGCAAGAGGAAGAGGACUGGGCACCGCCACCCAGUACAUAGCAUUUCUACAAAAUCCAGCUCCCUUUAUUCACAUUGUGGGACAUACUUGAUUACAGGUAAAUUUUUUGCCUAAACUUUAGAC
Rana temporaria (common frog) is the source of this 4215-nucleotide messenger RNA. It is a transcript of the gene KCNJ13, whose product is annotated as potassium inwardly rectifying channel subfamily J member 13. Gene Ontology annotation, cellular component: plasma membrane. Bases 687 to 1811 code for a protein of 374 amino acids. Gene Ontology annotation, biological process: potassium ion import across plasma membrane; regulation of monoatomic ion transmembrane transport. The record is from RefSeq and is a predicted model, not a curated record. The transcript has 4 exons. NCBI's taxonomy places the organism in Eukaryota, Metazoa, Chordata, Amphibia, Anura, Ranidae. Gene Ontology annotation, molecular function: inward rectifier potassium channel activity.